Molecule: messenger RNA, 2357 nt
Organism: Erpetoichthys calabaricus (reedfish)
Lineage: Eukaryota; Metazoa; Chordata; Cladistia; Polypteriformes; Polypteridae
Product: annexin A7-like
Exons: 14
Coding region: 121-1632 (503 amino acids)
Cellular component (GO): cytoplasm
Molecular function (GO): calcium ion binding; calcium-dependent phospholipid binding
Source: RefSeq, a predicted model, not a curated record
GACGUCACGGGACUGAUUGAAGUAAGUACUGUAGUUACAACAAGCAGUUACAGCCCGCAAGCCUGUCCGGACUGCACCGUACUGAGCGUAAAGAAAGCGGACCACCCCGGGCCUAUCAGAAUGUCAUACCCAGGCUAUCCACCUUCUUCUGGCUUUCCUCCUUCCUACUCUGGAUAUCCUCCUCAGGGUAGUGGAGACUCUAUGUAUCCUCCUGCCGCUGGACAGUUCCAAUUUCCUGGGGCACCUGGAGGCUACCCACAAAUGGGUGGUUCAACAUAUCCCCCUGGACAGGCAGGCGGGUUUCCUGGAGCUGGAGGAUUCCCACCACAGCAGGGCCCAGGUGGCUAUCCUGCUCCUGGAGGUUUCCCACAAGGUCCAGCACCUGGUGGAUACCCAGGUUUUCCUGGGGCAUCACCUGGUCAAGGAUAUCCAGCUGCGCCCGGAGCACCAGGUUUUGGAGGCUAUCCACAGCCCCAAGGACAAAGCUAUGGAGGAGGCGGAGGUCAAAUGCCACAGCCUGGUGGCUAUCCAGGGGGGCCAGUUCCAGGGGGGGCAGUUCCCGGGGGACCGAUUCCUGGCCAACACCCAAUGCCCUCACAGACAUAUUUUGGAGGAAUGCAGUUUGGCGAUUAUGAUCAGGCCCAAUGGAAGGAUGAGCAGCCUCAUCCAGGAAUGGGAUUUCAAGCUUAUGAAGGGACAAUUAAACCUCAUCCUCAAUUUAAUGCGCAGAGUGAUGCUGAAAUUCUGAGGAAAGCCAUGAAGGGUUUUGGAACUGAUGAACAGGCUAUUAUUGAUGUGGUUUCCCGUCGCACCAAUGAUGAAAGACAGAAGAUUAAAGCCAUGUUCAAGACGAUGUAUGGCAAAGACUUAAUUAAAGAUUUGAAGUCAGAGCUCAGUGGGCAUAUGGAAGAAGUUAUCCUAGCACUCUUCAUGCCAACCACCUACUAUGACGCUUGGAGUUUAAGACAUGCAAUGAAGGGAGCUGGAACACAGGAGAAAGUUCUGAUUGAAAUUCUUUGCACCAGAGACAACCAGCAGAUUCGUGAAAUUGUGCGUUGCUACAAUCAGGAGUUUGGCAGAGAUCUGGAGAGGGAUAUUCGUAAAGACACUAGUGGUCAUUUUGAAAGGCUGUUGGUGUCCAUGUGUCAGGGGAAUCGAGAUGAAAAUCAGAAUGUUGACAUGCAGAAGGCCCAGGAAGAUGCCCAGCGCUUAUAUCAGGCAGGAGAAGGCAAACUGGGCACUGAUGAGUCGUGCUUUAACAUGAUCCUUGCUACACGCAGCUUUCCUCAGCUGCGGGCCACUGUGGAGGCGUAUUCUAGGCUGGCUAAUCGAGACUUAAUUAGUUCCAUCAAUAGAGAGUUCAGUGGAUAUGUGGAAGAUGGACUGAAGGCGAUUGUUCAGUGUGCUCUCAAUCGCCCAGCCUUUUUUGCUGAGCGACUGUUCAAGGCCAUGCAUGGGAUGGGCACAGACGACUCCACUCUGACAAGAGUCAUUGUCAGUCGCAGUGAGAUUGAUCUGGUGCAAAUCAAGCAAAUGUUUAUGCAAAUGCACAACAAGACCCUACGCAUGAUGAUCGAAGGGGACACUAGUGGAGACUACAAGCGCCUCCUGAUGGCCAUUGUUGGACAAUGAAGACCUUUUUUAUAUAUUUUUUUUUUUAUGCGCCCUUUUCUUCCACAGUGGGUUUAUAUAGUUGCCAGUGUUUCUCUUGUGUAGGACUGUAAACUGGAAAGCCUGGACUUCACUUGCCACAGACUUAACUGUGUAUACUGUUGCUUCUUUGAGGGAUUUCAAUGUUACUUGAGCUUUCAUCUAUCAUCUCUAAACUGUUCUUUUAACAUAAGAGUGCGGACCAGUGCCAUUCUAUCAGUUUGGCAUCCUAAAACUACAUGGGCCGUAAGGACAGGGUGCUUUUGUCAAGAUACGUGCAGGUUAGACAGUCCCUCAGUCGCUACACCAAGUGACCUUCUCACCUGGGAUAGUCUUUAGCUGUCCCAUCCAAAUGUGCACUUAGGGAACUUUUUAUUUUAAUAAUGCAAAAGCUAUGCAAUUUUCAAAUGUCUAGAUGAUCAUGUAUUUUCUGUGUAUGAUUCCUACUGUAUAAUCUCUGCAUGCUUGUGUCGCUGCUUUCCUAAAACUUAAGCUGUGUGUUUUGCGUACUUAAUCUUGUUAAAUUUGCCACACUACAGACAAGCGCUCACAGAAGGGGGGACUGACUUAAGAAAAGGGUCAUGGCUUUGUAGGUAGGGAUCAUGCACUGACUGGGAGAGAGAGGGCAAUACUUCUAAUGAAUAAUGGAUUGUUGAUUAUGGGCUGUUAUCUGUACAUCAGAAUAAACAAAACAUUCUUCAUGUUCA